UGGCAACUUUUCAUCACACAGUCUCACAUCGUACGGUCGGCGAUCAAGUUAAGCAGCCACUACUAGCGUGUAUAUCUAUCUCGGGCGAGACAUCAGUUUACAUGAAUUUUUGUAUGAAAAAUUCAAAAAGAAUAAAAAUGUGUCCGCGUCUAUUUUCGUCUCAGCAAAGGAAGAUGUUUUAAUAUAUAUUGCGCAUAAGAAAAUAUAAAUCUUCAUAUAUAUACACAAGUGUAUAUAAAAUUUUUUUUUGUUUUGUAAAAUAAUAAAAUAUUACUUAGUUUGACAAAGAUGAGUGACAUUUGCUAAAGCAAAAAAAAAACUAAAAAAAAAAAUAUAUGUAUAUAUAUGUAUGUAUGUAUAUAUAUAUAUAAGAUCGCUAAUGUGUUGCUGGAAGUCAUCAUGUCAAACAUAACCUAAAACGAUUUAAGUAAGAAAAAAAAAGUUUUAUAGCUUGUUACUGCAACUUAUUUGUCUGUAAAAACACGUCCAGUGGCCUGAAAUUUGUUCAAAACGACGAAAAUAUAGGCGUGGCAGUAGACAAUGAAAGCCAUUACAAAUUUUCUCAAAGUAGUUAUUGUGCUGUCAACAAUUGUCGCAGUUACAGAUUGUUGUUCUAGCCGUAUAUUACUUUUAAAGGAACAGACUUUGAAAGCUAUAGAACAACAAAAAAUCCAGCAACAACAAUCAUCGCAACAACCUGAUGAGAACGAUCGAACAGAGGAAGUCUUCGAAUUUCAACCGCAAAUCGAAAAAUACCUACAACAUGUUAAAGAUUUUAUCAAUAGUAUAGCGAUAAACCCAAAUAAAACUCAUGCCAAAGAAAUGACUAAUUCCACCGAUCGUCAGAGCAAUUUAAAGGACAACAUGAUGUCAUCCUCAUCUAUAGCGUCACUUUCAUCAGCAUUGCAAGCAAAAGGCUUAACGGCAACAAACGUAUUGCAAAAUCCUACAUCUUCAGACAAUCUUAAUGAUAAUCCCAAUUAUAAUUUCCUUCAAUUGUACACCUUUAUGAGUGAUGUACUCUCAGCUCCUUGUACCGGAGAAUAUUCAACAGAUUAUUGCUUGAACAAAGGCCAUUGCUUCGUGCAUCUGGUUGGCCUUUUCUAUUGCAAAUGUGCUGACGGUUAUGUGGGUGAACGUUGCGAAUCAAAGUAUGUGUAUUUAGAUGGUGGUGGUGGCGGUAAGAUCGGGGAAUAUGUUGCACCGUCGUCGUUAUCUAAGCAAAAACCAAAAAUUUUAACCGCUCGCGUAGUAUUUUCAUUUCCUAUGCUGAUUAUUCUAACAAUUAUUUAUGUGUCGAUCGGUAUGAGUGUCAUAUUCAAAUGUCAACCGAUUUAUAAAUUUACGCGUCAGUCUUGGCGUUUGCAACAAAAGGCAAAUCAUCUUCUUUAUGAAUGACCGUUACGCUAAAAUCGCUCUUGUCAGUCCCUCCUUCCCCCAACUAUCGAGUACAGUUAAAGCUGCUUCUUUUCCCGUUUAUCUUUUUGAAGGAAAAGCUUUUCCUUUUUAUAUUUGUAUAUAUAUAUAUAUAUAUAUAUACGCAAUGUGCUUUUCCUUAAAAUUCAAUAACUUAUUAAUUACUUUAAAUUAAUUUUAUUUUACGCUAAGAUAUCUUUAGAGAUGCUGCGCGCAGUAGGCGGUCUUGCGUUUAAAUAUUUAGUUAUUUCUCUUUCUUAUUUCCGUCUAUUCGUUACUUAAUCAAUUUACUUAAAUUUAUUUCUUUUUAUUUUGUUCCACAUAAAUGGAAAGGCGCGCUAUUUCCUUCAUAUAAUAAAUAGUUUUCCUAAAGUAUUUCAUUAAACGUAACAUGUGUGUGCACACUAACAACGUUACCUAUUCGUACGUGGCUGCGUACGUCUUUCUCAUUUUUUUCUUCAAAAUAUUUCUUUCUCUCUCAUAUGU
Molecule: messenger RNA, 1902 nt
Organism: Glossina fuscipes
Lineage: Eukaryota; Metazoa; Arthropoda; Insecta; Diptera; Glossinidae
Product: protein gurken
Exons: 2
Coding region: 541-1398 (285 amino acids)
Biological process (GO): epidermal growth factor receptor signaling pathway
Molecular function (GO): epidermal growth factor receptor binding; receptor ligand activity
Source: RefSeq, a predicted model, not a curated record